AUGGAUUCUCGGUACUCCUGGUUGGAUUCGGUGCCUCAGGCCCACACUCCGCCAGUGCAAGGCAUGGCCCCGCCACCUGUAUCGUUCGGCUCGUCUUCCAACACAGAGUUAGCCUCGCACCAGGAACACUACAAGUUCACCAAUGCAUCCGCAGACAACAUCCUGGAGUCAGUGGCCGCCUCUCAAAAUUACUCUCCUGAUAGCAUCCCAUUGUCGCUCACCGCUCAAGAGCUCUCACUCGAAGAGUCUAAGACUUAUAUGCGGUGGUACUCGGAUAUCUUAGCUCGCACCAACCAGCGAACUAUUUCAAUGGCUGACGUGUACCAGUUCUUGAGUAACUUCCGGCUUCUGCCCGAGACAAAGGAGAAAAUUAAUCAUUUAUUUUCGAAGAUUCUCUCGCUGAUAAAUAUCGGUGAGUUUUUUGCCUUGUUGCGCGUGGUAUCGCAUACUCUCCAAGGUAAAGAACCUUCCCGUGCCUUAAUCAAGGUUCGAGCAUCGGUGCCGGUUCCGCCGCUGAUUUUGUCUAAAAAACGUCAGAACGACGAUCACGAUGACGACUUCAAGGACGAGAGCCCCGCUCCGCAGCCAUCGGCGCCAGCUGUCCCAUUGGAUUUGGAUCUGUUCACCCAGUUCAUGCUUACCGGCGAACGGCCCGAAGAAAGAGCACCGAAAAAACGCCUGAAAAAACUCAAGUCGGUCAAGUUUUCUGACCAGAUCGUGACAGAUGUCCACGACAUCACGCCGGACAGGGCGGCUUCGACCUCACUGCAGCCACUUGACUAUUCACUACCCAUGGACCAGCUUCUAAACCGCAUCAGUUCAGCCAAGCAUUUGACUGUUCCCAACAUUCCCCAGCCUGUAGCAUCGCCUGAUCCUGAAGAAAAACAGAUCUUGCGUGAUAUGGAGGGGCAAAUCAACCAUUUUCAAAACUUGCACUCCGUGGACACCAUGCUGAUUGAUGGAGUACCUUCCAACAUUCAUGUCCACCAUGGUUCGGACUUUUCGCUGCCUCGUCUGUCGCUGCCGCAGCCACAGCUUCUUCGGCCGAAUAUGACAGGACCAGCGCAGAUGGCCCAGAUGUUCUCUAAUCAACAAUCAGACUACUCAGCCAGUGAAUACCAACCCAACGAGUAUCCGUCUAAUGAUUUCCCAGUUAGCGGCCAGGGCCAACUUCGUCCUAACAUUACUGGCCCAGCGGAUAUGCAGCGCCACUUCUCACCGUCUGGUGAUGACGGGCCGCCUCCAUCCAUCUCGCUACAGUCAUUUACCUCUCAGAUGACUGGAGACACAUGGGCCAACACAAAUCAGAACGCAAACAUUGGCCAUGAGAAGCAGUUGCCUCCUCCUCCAGUACCAGCGAACCGUCGGACGCGCUCUUACUCUCAACCCAGCCCAAUUCACAUCGAUUGGGAAUCUGAAAGCAGAAAAGUCCUUCUGAAUCAAAAUGCAUCGCCAGCGAAUGAUCACUCAACCAAUGGGCUCAUGGUGCCUCCCACACAGCGUUACCGUUCUGCAUCAUCAUCUCCUGGCCCUCCUGUUCCUCCAAGAUCUCCUCUCGGAAUGUCUCGACCAGUACCACCUCCACCUCCACCUUCUAGACGGACAAUGUCUGUUUCAAAGUCUCCUUCUCCUUUAGCAGUACAAUCGAUCGACCAAAUCAUUGGAGACACUCCACCACCUUUACCAGAUAAGAUUCCGAAUGGCUUUUACCAAAAUGGGGACGGGUCCUCGAGUACUGCCAAUAUUCUUGAUGAUCUCAAAGCAUUGCAAGAGGAGGUUGACAAGAUAAGAGAUAUGACUGGCGGCUUUUAA
Messenger RNA from Sungouiella intermedia, 1812 nucleotides. The record is from the annotation of a GenBank genome assembly. Lineage: Eukaryota; Fungi; Ascomycota; Pichiomycetes; Serinales; Metschnikowiaceae.